GGCGUCGGGAUGGUGUGCUGGUGGUGUGAAGCGAGAGAGUGCAGCAGCAGCAGCAGCAGCACCUGUGGCACCAGCACAAAGGUGUUGGCCAGAUGAGCAGCACCUCCCCCGAACCCCCCCCAGGAGUCCAGCCUGGGGGGCCGGCUGGGGACCAAACAGGCGGACCCCAAACCUUGGCUCACUCUCCGCAGAAAACCCCUCAAUCACAACACAGCAUUGAGGGGGAGACAGUUGGAGGAGCUGAGACUUGUGGCCGCCUGGACCCUCGGCCGCCUGUGCCAGGUGGUGAGGACGUCCCGGGGCAGCACCACUUCCACCACGGGGAGUGGGCCAAGGAGAGCCUGGAGGACUGGGGCAAGCCUGGCCAGUGCCUCUCUCCUGAAGCCCCACUCCCCAUCCACUCUCCUUGUCCAGGUGAAGGCGGGGGCGAUGGGCCAGCGUUGGCGGGGGGCUCCGUGGAGGGAGGUUCGCCCUGCUUUGGUGGGGGGGAGGGAGGCUCCACCCCACCUGUCAUCCGCUGGUCGUACUCACUGCCACAGCUUCUAGAAGAUUCCCAGGGAGUGCAGCUAUUCCAGGAGUUCUUGAAGGAGGAGUGUGGCUCUUGUGAGUCUCUCCACUUCUGGUUCGCCUGCAAUGGCCUCAGGAAAUCCACCCAGGAUCCCUCCCAGCUUGUCACCAUCAUUUGGAAGCGCUUUAUUCGGAACUUCGUUGUUAGGGUCUCUGAAAAGACCUACAAGAUUGUCAAUGACCGCAUAAAUGCUCGCAGUAUUGACCGGAAUAUUUUUGAUGAUGCCCAGAGAGAAGUGGAAGAAGAAAUUGCCCGCAGCACGUACCCAAGUUUCUUGAAGAGCGAGCGCUACCUAUUGUACCUAGAUGCUGCCUCACAGCAGGCAGGCGGGGCAGGCACCGACUCCCCCCAUACCCCUUCCCCUGGUAGCCCAGGGAAUGGAGGGUCUGGGGCAGGGACGGGGGGCGUCUUGCCCACCUUGCAUGAGGACUGUGAGUUUGAAGGCACAGCUGCCACAGGGCACAUCCGCCUCACACAGGGAGCCUUGGCUGCCACAGUCAAACAGAGGGCGGCAGCAGAGAGAAGAAGACCUGAGGCCUUUGCUGGGCAAUAUUUGCAUGGCAGCAGCGGGUGUGUUGGGGGUGGUGUCAACCCCUACCACGCAGUGUAUGCCUCGGCACAUGUGUCCAGCAGACUGGACUCAGAGCUUCAAAGUCUAAGUUCUGAUGCACUCACCGAUGACACGAUGUCAUGCACUGAUUCCUCUGUCGAUGGAAUGUCAGUUGGGUUUGGUCGUAACAUCAACCCAAAAUACCUCAAGAGACAGUACCACAAGAUGCGCGAGAAUGCCCGCCAGAAUCGUGAGCUAGCCUUGAGUGCAGCCACGGGGGGCAGCUUCCCUAGCAGUGCAGGAGGGGGUGGGGGUGGGAUUCUCCAUGGUGGCGUGCCCUUUGUCCCCCGCACGCACCGCCUGCGCCAUGAGUCCGUGCCCAACCUCAAGCCGCCCGAGUUUGCUGCACUUCUUAUAGAACGGCUGGAGAAGGUCAAGAGAGACCGUGAGUCGCAAGAGAAGGUGCAGCAGUCCUUCAAGAAGAUCCAGGAGGGGGACAAUGUGUCGGACGAGUGCCGCAGACAACACGCCUUCAACAGUCUUCCUCCUUCGCUUCUCUUGGAUAAACUUAAUCAGAAGAUUCCUCUAGAUGAUGUAGAUCCUUGCCAGUCUAUAUUAGAUGAGCACGUCUCUCGAGUGUGGCAGGACAGCAACAACGACACGCCUGCUCGCUCCCCCGGAUCCCCUAGACCCAAGUCACCCUCAGGCAGACGGCCUGGCGCUCAGCCUCGGCCAUUGCCUUUGUCAUCCAAGGGCAUGGUGAGCGGCACUCAUCCGUCCAUGUAUGUCUCCGGCUCCAGUUACCUGCCCUCGGUUCAGCCUGGCCACCAGGGCCACUUGCCGCCCGGCCACCCAGCUCAUCUCCCCCCUGGCCACCCAGCUCUCCUACCCCCUGGCCACCCUCUGCACCUACCCCCUGGCCAUCCUGCACACCUCCCACCAGGCCAUCUUCCCCACCCGUACCAAGCCAGCAAAAAUUGGCAUCACACUCGCCGCAGAGAUCGCGGCCAAGACGUAAACUCUACAUUUUCGUCGGAUUCUGGAAAUGUAGCAGAUUAUUACGAAAGCAAUGAGAGGGGUGCCCUCCACCCACUACCCAAGUCUCGUUCCAUGCCAGAAUACAUGGAGAAUUAUGCAGGCACGAGUAGUGAUGGUGGUAGCUCAGGGCGACGCCAGUCUAGUGGCCGACGAAGCAGCUCACGACGACCUCCAGCCGACCUGACAGACUCAGGAGUAUCGGUGGUGUCUGACUCUGGCCCUUCCUUAGCCCCCUCAGCAUCAUCCACAGAGAGGGUGACCUCAUGGCUUCUAGAGAGUGAUAAAUUUAGUGGGAGUGGCAGCACGUCCAGUGUGUACCCCGAGCAUGAGUGGGACCCCAGGCUACGAGGGAGCCGGUCCACACAUACUGCUGCUGGGGCUACUUCUCCUGGAACUCUAAGACGCAGUGGAAGUACCGGUGGCCGCAGGAGUGUGAGCGGUGGCAGCGUGGGUGGCUCAGGGACACUGGCUAACACGGGCAGUAAUGUGAGUGCCAGUGGCAGCCUCAGUGGUGGCAGCGUUGGGGGAGGCCGGUCUGGCUCACUUGACCGUGGCCCUGCUGGCUGGGUGACAGCAGGCAUGGAGCAGGGUGGCCACAUGGGGCAUGGCAUGCAUGCACCUCAUAUGCCCCAUUCGCAUGCCGUGCAUGGCUCACAUGCCUCACAUUCUGAAGAAAAGAGGAGAAAUCGGGGUGGUGGAUCCAGCCGGUCUGGAGGCCACAGCUCAAGCCAUGGCUGGGGUCACCCGGAGAGCGGCAGCAGUCGUAAUCAGGGUCAUGGUGAUGGGUCAGGGCCAGUGUGCCCUGGGUCCAAUGGCUCCACUCUCCGAAAGCAGCGACCUUCAAGGCACUCACAACCAACACCUCCAGGAAUGUAUGAAGGCAGUGGCGUGAGUGGUGGCAGCAGCAGCACGGGCAGUGGUGGAGGCGCAUGUGGAGGUGGCUGUGCGGGUGCAGGCGGGUCGGCUUCCACAGCAGGUGGCGGGCUUGGGGGGGGUGGAGGAGGCUCUGGGUCGGUCAUGAGCACCACCACAGAGAGCACCACUGUCAUUUACAACUUCCACGACGACGACGUUCCCUUCGUCACCCGCAUCCCCACCCGCCCAGUCACUCUCAGGCGCUUCAAACAACACUUACCUAAGAAAGGAAACUACAGAUUCUUCUUCAAGAAACAGUGUGAAGAGUUUGGUGUGAUCCAGGAGGAAGUGACGGAUGACCAGGAAAUUCUGCCGCUCUUUGAUGGAAAGAUAUUUGCGCAGAUAAGAAAAGCGGACUGAAAUGCUGUUGAGGGGGAAGGGAGGGGGGAAAGAUGAAAUAUAUAUAUAUUAUUUUGUGAAGUGGAGUGUUGUAUGUGUGAAAGUCCCUUGUGAUGGCUGUUGGGAAGAGAGUGCAUCUUGGAGUGGAUCUCUGAGGGAGGAAUGUGUUUGGUGCUCACAAUACCCCAAAGGGGAUGUACAUAUAUGAUAUCUACCCGACAACACCAUUAUAAAGCAACAGGGAGGAACACUCUUAGACUGGUGGUGUUAAAUUGUAUGUUGUGCUGUGGAGAUCGUUGAGAGGGCAGUGCACGCACAGAGCCUGCCUGCCUGCCAAGCCCGAGCGCCAGUCUGCGAGAACUGUGGCUUGCCGCUGGGGCAGAGUGGUGGGAGUCCCGUGACCCCUCAAGCCUACAAGUGAUAGGCGUAAUUUCUUACCUCAUUUUAGAGAUAACAGGAAGAUAUGUGUAAGUGUGAAGGUGUGUUGGCUGGAGGACACUGGAUUGAAACAACAGUGCCCAGCUCUUCUUCGUUUGCAAAUACUUGUCAAGUGCAGGCUGACACCGACUGCCAGCCACCAUGCAGCUUGUUUGUUGCCAACACCAUCAUUCUGGCAACAGUCUGAUGCAACUGUAGUCAUUCCAGCCUCGGCAUGUUGCAUCUCUUGCCAGCAUGGCUGCUAAUUGUAGCCACCAUCUCUGUGCCUGAUGCCAUCACUAGCAGCUCUUGCUACAUCCAUCUGGUUUCUCAGAUGCCAACACCAUUAACACUUGUUGCCACUGUUGUCAUUAUUGUUUUUUUAUCUUUUAUUUAUUUAUUUAUUUAUUUAUUUUUAUGUAUUUAUUUGUUAUUAUUAUUUUUUAGAAUUAUUAUGCUUCCAGGUAAUAAUAAACAAAUACAGAUCAGUGUAUCACAUAAUAUAUAAUAUUGUAUUAAAUAACAGAAACUUGCUAGCUUAACUUUUUUAUCUACAGAGUUAUGUCCUAAGCAUUGCUAGGAUGACAAAAACAAAAUGAAAUGGCAUGUGGUACAAUGUUCAUAUAUAUGAUACACAUUAGAAUGCUCAAGAUCCAUAUAUUAUAAUGUAUGAUAAUAUAUUGACAGCAAGUAAAACAUUGGUCUGUAAAUCAAACAAUAUUAUAUCAAGAAGUAAUACAUAUUUUACUUUAAAGCAGCUUAUCAGUGUUUUAUCAUACAUUAUUAAGUGUGCCAUUAGGUAGUGUUUGGUAUAAUGCUGAUGGUAUACAAUGGAUACUUGACAGCCUGUACAAAUGACACUGUAUUAUACACCAUAAAAGGAGAAAAUUCAAGAUUUGUCUCCUUUUACACACAUGUACAUUAUUUGGAACAUUUUUAGACCCCUAAUCACAGUUUUACAUUUGUUAACUUGUUAUGCAACUAUUAUUUUCUGCAAGAGCUUUGUAAAAGUCUGCAGUUGUACUGUUGCUGGAAAAGAAAUUUAAAAAAUAGAAAAAAAAAAGUAGGGAGACCUGCAAUAAGCUUCUUGCCGUGGCAUGUAAGGUCCUGCAAAGGAGCUUACAGAACUCAAGUGUUAAUGUGCCCAAGCUUCACUAGUCACCAACCAGAUGGUAAAGCCCUGAGUUGAAAGUGUGGCCUCAUGCCGACGCUGGUCUGUGAGUGUCUGCAGAUGAAACAGGAGGUAUGUGUGGACCUGCUUUAGGUGUACAAGGUGCCAGCUCCUGUUGGCUCCGGUUGCCUGUGCAGCACAGUCGAGGAGUGUACCUGAUGCAGUCAGCUGCCUACACAAUGCAAAGGAGGAGGACUUGCUGUGGAUCUUUGGCCUGCUCACCCCAAUGGUGGCGAGCUAGUGCCUGUCUGCACAGCACAACUGAGGAGGGCUGGCCAACCCCAGAACCUGUGAUACCAUCAUACUUGCACCCACUUCUUACUACUUGUUUAACUUGGUGCUAAUAUUGUAGAGGCUGUGUGGGUCGUACGUUGCCCACACCUUCCAUUGUGCCCUGGCUAUUGUCACCCCCUAAACACUGUCUUGUGAACUUCUCUCUCAGCACCUGAUCUUCCCAGACACCUGCCUUUGAUCCUGAGCAUCCAAAAACUUCACUUUCUCGGACCUGCAGUUCCCAGUACCUUUCUUUUGUCAUGCAUGACAAAAUUGAUAGCUAAAUAGUCAUCACCCACAUUAAUGCUGUUUCUGAGAACCUUAUUGCCUCCCAUCACUUUCUAGUAGCUGUUUCCUGAGAAUUUACAUUAGCUUUGUUCUUAAUUAUAUUCUAUAAGACAAGAAGUUUCUCUCAUCAUCACAUCACAGGUUUCAUCAACAUGACAAGAACUGCCUCUGGAGUCCUUGAAUCACCCAACCAGCACCAUGACACUCUUCAUCUCUUCCACUCUCAUCCAUACUAAAACUACCGCCACCUGUGUACUCCCUGACUCAUACGUCCUCACAGCCUCUGCUCACCACAUGUAAAAGGAUGUGCUAGUUACCAUGCCCAAUGUUACAUAAAACUCACCGGCCUGGUGGACUACAUGAGACUAUGUUUAAUAAUUUGCAUUGUACAUUAUUUUGCAGAGUAUGUACAAACGAUGGAGUAGGUUGGGUGAAGCCUCAUCGUGUAACUUUGUAAUAAAGGUAAACUUGUGAAGCCCAGCGUCACCUGCCUGGCCCUACCAGUGCCUGUCUUACAGUUAUCCCUUAUUGUUACUCUCUUAUUUAUAAGUUGACCCAUUUUGUUCAUGUCUCAGGUACGUCUUCUCCUUUUUACAAUAUUUAGAUAUAACAUUUAACAUUUUCAUUUUUCUGAAAUUUAUUUAGUGUUGUUCUGCCUCGGUCAAGGUGUCAAGGAACUGUGCCGUCUAGUUGUUAUUUGUUCAAGGUGACCUGUUACUUACCUGUUACAGCACAAUCCCAGGUGAUUGGUCACAAUACCUGUCCAGGUAAAUUGUCCAUGGAGAACUGCUUUGGUUGUAAAUUCACUCCAAAAUGCAGAGUCUGUUCAGGUGACAUAAUAAACCUUUGCACUGUUAUCUGUGUUGAGUUUAAGCAAUAAUAAGUACUACAAUUGCAGUUAAAAGCCAGCCUUGGUAAUGCAUAUUUCUUAUGGAUUUACAGAUUGAUGAAAGUGUAUGCAUUAUAGAACCUAGUUGUUGGUUUGAUAAUGAUUGGUGUAUUACCUUUUAAUAUUUGUAUAAUUAUUUUUUAUAGAUUAUAUUAUCUGUAGGUAAAAUCAAAACUUAUUUGUUUCUUAUAGUAAAAGAGGGUUUUUAUAUUCAUAAAUGAUAUUAUUUGAAGGAGUAUUCCUUCUCUGCCUCAAGAGUUAGAUAUCUCAGAAUUAUUUUUCCCCAACCAGUCCCACAUUCUUGAAUUAGCCCCAUACUUAAAUCUGAGUAAGAAUGUAUGUGAUAGUAAAUGAAUUAUAUGUAGAUGCAGAGCAUUAUUCCAUGUGUAUCUCCCUUUGCAAGACAUUUUACACAGAUGACUGAUGUUUCCCUCAGCAAAAAAGUAAGGGGGCACUUCAGCGGAUAACUUGAAUUUCAGGGAGAAAAUGAGGCAUGAUCCUUAAAAAGAGUUUUCUGGUGUACUCUUGAAAGGGAACUACAUUUUUUUCAAUUUUAAGUUCAAAGACUCAUUGAUCAAAAAAUUGUUUUCCUCAUACAGGCUUUGUCUCCUUAGUGAAGAUAUGAUCAAAAAGCAGUUCUCAUUUGGGCAGAUCUUAAGGAUGGGAAAACCUGGGGCUAGAAGACUGUCAGUUGUGUAGCCCCAGUGGGGGCUAUGUUAGUAUCAGCAUAAGAGUCCUGUCAUUUGUUGGACUGUGAGAUUGUCAGUAUUAUAGCUCUGUAAGUGACAGAGCUCUCGAACUGGCAGUAUUAUAGUCUCAUAAUGUGUGGGACUGCAGCUGGUUGUGUGAAUACCCUGUUUUGUGGGGUGGCAACACUUCCAGCAGUACAGCCUCAUGGUGAAAGACGCCUACUCUGUACAUACGAUUUUUUUAAAUAAACUCAUUUUGUA
Molecule: messenger RNA, 7398 nt
Organism: Penaeus indicus
Lineage: Eukaryota; Metazoa; Arthropoda; Malacostraca; Decapoda; Penaeidae
Gene: Axn
Product: axin-1-like
Exons: 16
Coding region: 93-3431 (1112 amino acids)
Biological process (GO): cell development; positive regulation of protein kinase activity; positive regulation of proteasomal ubiquitin-dependent protein catabolic process
Cellular component (GO): beta-catenin destruction complex; nucleus; plasma membrane
Molecular function (GO): ubiquitin protein ligase binding; beta-catenin binding; protein kinase binding
Source: RefSeq, a predicted model, not a curated record